This is a messenger RNA of Trichobilharzia szidati, 942 nucleotides long. NCBI's taxonomy places the organism in Eukaryota, Metazoa, Platyhelminthes, Trematoda, Strigeidida, Schistosomatidae. The record is from the annotation of a GenBank genome assembly.
AUGGAUAAUUAUUUAAAAAAAUAUAAUCUUCUAAAUUCAAAAUAUUUUUCCCUCCCAAAUAUUUCAAUUCCAAAUAUUUGUAAUCAAACUGAAAUUCAGUGUAUGUGGAUAUAUUAUGCAAAUAAAAUACAAUGUAAACCAAUUAAUAUCUAUAAGUGUAAUUGUCCUCCACCGAUAAGAACAUUUCUUAAAUCAUCAAUUAAUUGUUUACAAUUAACAUAUAAUUAUUUAAUUGAUAUUGGUAAUGACAAUAAUAAUAAUAACAAUGGUAAGAAUCAAUAUGGUCUGCCAUUCAAUCCUCAGCAUACAACAAAAGCCUAUCAGCAAAUGUUAAAUUUAAAUAUUAAUGAAUCAAAUUAUAAUUGUCAAUGUAAACAAUUAUAUGUAUGGUGUGAAUGGCAACCAUGGUUACCAUGGAGAGCGUAUUGUACAGGUGGAACUAAUGAAUUAAAACGUACACGUUAUCGUGAAUGUUGUACAUUGAACACUACUGAAUACAAUAAUAAUAACGAUGGACAAAAUGCACAAAAAUAUCCAUUCACAUCACUUCAUUUAUGUCAAACAACUUUAAAUAAUGAUCCAUUAGAUGGACAACGUGUAGAAGUACAAUCAAAAAUAAUAAAUAAAUGUCCAAUGCGAAGUGAAUUUGUAUUCAAACAUAAUGAUGAAAAAAAUUCCGACUAUGAUUAUAUAUUAUUAGUAAAGAUGGGGAAUGCCACGUCUGCUCCUGAUAAUGAGCCUUGGAAUUUAGAGGAAUUGGAUUAUAAUCAGUCAAAUAUCAGCGUCCCAUUUGAAUGUGCAUCACAAGCUGAAUAUAUACCAACAAAUACUGUUAAUCUGUUGACUCCAGUGAGUGAAAGAGAGGCUAAUAUUAGUAUAUUGCAAUUGAAUAAUAAUCAAGUAUCCCAGCAUUUAUUAAACUGCCGAAGUAUAUGCGAAUAA